Messenger RNA from Rotaria socialis, 969 nucleotides. The record is from the annotation of a GenBank genome assembly. Lineage: Eukaryota; Metazoa; Rotifera; Eurotatoria; Philodinida; Philodinidae.
AUGACAGAAGAAGCGGAUGUCAUUCUCAAACGCAUGGGAGCUUUCCUACUGUCUUCUAUUGGAGGUCGGGAUACACUUCGUUUUGACGAUUAUCGAGCUCAAUUGAUCAAUUUUCAGCAAUUCAAAACUGAACAUCUUGGAGCUAUUGAAGAACAGGAUGAUCAUUUAGCUAGCCGAUAUGGUAAAUCAGUUGAUGCUGUACACCGUAUAGCUGGUCUCUGCCAAAUUAUUGAAUUAACAUCAGGUGUUUUUAAAGCACUUAUUGAACGAUAUGGCUGCUUUGAAGAGAAUUCAAUUUCAAAUGAAUUUGUUUCCAAAUAUAAAGCAUUAUUUUGCGAAUUUUAUGGUUCAUAUAUUACAAACAAUCGUUGCUUUUAUAUAUCCAUUGACGUUGUAGAACGUGCAAUAGACAUCAUAUCUGGCAACUUAGAACAAUACAAGUUGCUAAUGUUAACUCCUGCUAAUGAAAGUUUCAACUUUUCGUCAAUUGUAAAUAAACCAGUUGAAUCAUUAUCUAUUAUAAGUCAUAUGGAUAAGAAAGUUAAAGAGCGAGAAAAAUUUGGUACUGUGAAACAACCAAGUUCAGUACGCCUAUUUUCGGAUACAAGCGUGAAUGAUAUCAAUUCAAUCCAGGAUGAUUUUGAUAUUCCAUUGAACAAUUGCGUGUUAAAUAAUAUCGAUUAUGAACAUAGCCUACAAAUAGAAAAUUCAACAGCACCGUUGAGUGGAGGGAUUGAUAGUGAUCUCGUCGAAAAUGAAGAAACUUACACAAUCGAACACAUCGUUCGUAAUUCAGCAUCAGAACUUAUGAUCUCAAAAAAGCCCAAUAGUGUCGAUGAGGAUGUCGAAAGUGUAGUGAAAAAGUCACAAAAACGUGUGACUUCAAAGGAUGAUUGUAAUGAACCAAGCUUCGGCACGCCUAUUGCCGGACGAUUGUGUCGAACACGAUUACUAAUAGCAAGAUUUUAA